CCACAUCUAACCCUAUACCUACCUUCCAUCUCAGUCAAUCCCCCCGGCCCCAAAUUCCACAGGCAAUUAACGAUACGGCCGAAAUGCCCUCAACAACCACCCCACACCCCGCGCAACGCGCCGUCGAACCCCACCCGACCCCGCCCCUCGACCCAAGCACGCACCAACCCUCCUACGCCCCGGACCCGGCCGCCUCCCUGCCCCUGACCCCACCCCGCCAGGCCAUCCAACGCCACAUCCUGAAUCUGUACAGCGGCAGCGCCGCCGCCGCCGACAUGCAGGUCUACGCUGAGCAAGCCGUCUACGACGACCCGCUCAGCUACUGCGACACGCGCCACAAGAUCGCGGGCCAGUGGUACGGGAUCCCGCGGCUGUUCGCGCGGUCGGAGACGCUGGCCACCGAGGUGGUGGCCUCGUCCGACGACGAGCUGGUGUGGAAGCAGCGCCAGCGGUACACGGUGGCCGGGGUGCAUGCGUCCAAGGUGGUGGACAGUCUGGUGAGUCUGCGGCUGGAGCCGUCCGCCGGCGGUGGUGGUGGUGGCGAGAAGGUGGUGUAUCAUAAGGAUAUGUGGAAUGAGAAGGAUUAUGACCAUGCGGGGUUUGGGGCGUGGGUGAAGAAGUUGAAUGGGGAUAAGUUGACGCAUGUUACGAAGCCGCCGGAGGAGAUUUAGGGGGUGGAUUCGGUACUGGAGGGGGAGGUUGGAGGGAGGUGAGUAGGGCUUUUGGGAGGGGGUUUCUGAUGUAGAUACGUGUUUGGGGGUCUUUGUGUUAGGACGGUGCAGCUGCAGGGUACAGUACACAGUAGAGCUGUGGGGGGCUUUUCUGGUUGCGGAGGAGAUCGUGAAGAUGACUUUGUUUGUAGGAUAUUUUGGUCGAUUUAGACCUAAUGUACAGUACAGCGAUCUAUUGUUGCUG
Aspergillus fijiensis CBS 313.89 is the source of this 915-nucleotide messenger RNA. RefSeq lists its product as uncharacterized. Bases 84 to 671 code for a protein of 195 amino acids. NCBI's taxonomy places the organism in Eukaryota, Fungi, Ascomycota, Eurotiomycetes, Eurotiales, Aspergillaceae. The transcript has 2 exons. The record is from RefSeq and is a predicted model, not a curated record.